AUGGCUGUGGCUGAGAACAAUUCGGAGAAGAUCGAGGCGGCCGAGAGGAAGGUCGAGGCGGCCGAGAGGAAGGUCGAGGCGGCCAAGGAGGAGGUCGAGGCGGCCAAGGAGGAGGUCGAGGCGGCCAAGAGGGAGGUCGAGGCGGCCAAGAAGGAGGUCAACGCGGGUCCAGCGCAGGAAUUGCCGACCCCGACGACUGGGGACGCGCGGGUCAAGCCCCCCGAGCUUAAAGAGUUCAAGGCCAACGAGCUGCUCGACGUCACGGGGUUCGGGAACUUCGUGGCGCCCAACACGACCGCUGACCGACCGCUCUUCCUGCGCCAGCAUCUGCUCAACGUGCACGGCAAAGCAGUGGAGGCUUUGUGGGAGAAGAAGAAGAUUCGCCUGGUGUCACUGGUCGGCUGCCCCGGCACCGGCAAGACGUGGUGCGGGUGGCUGGUGGCCUACACCCUGCAGAAGAAGGGCGUGGAGACGCUGCACCUGACCAUCCGGAACACAGACGUGACCGCCAUCGCCAACUUCAAAUACAAGGUCUGCAUCGUGGACGUGAGCAUGGACAAGCCGGAGCAGGCCCAGGAGAUCUUCAUAGGGGUCCGGCAGCUGAUCGAGCAGGCACGAGAGUUCGAUGGCGUGAAGUUCAUGGGUCUGAUGUCUGGCCACGGCCAGCAGAAUAUUACCGGUAAGCAGUCGAACAUACUGGAUGUCACGCAGAAGCUUGUGCUUUGGAGCUGGACAGAGGGGGAAGUCGCAACGCUACGUGCAAAGAUGGAAGGUCAACACUUGGAGCUUCCACCUGAGGACGCCUACAAGGUGUGUGGAGGAUCCGUGCGGCAUCUCUUCGACCCCAACAAGGACGAGGAACGAAUUCUAGACGCCGUACGAGGGCUGCGCCAAGAGGACAUGGCAAAGUUGUUGGCCCUGGACCUGGGUGUGGACGACGUUGACAAGAAGCACCGUACCGGGCUUCUGUCGUUCUUUCCCAAAACAAGGUCCAACGAAGACGAUAAGCGCUUCGAGGAGGGCGUCAGCGCAGCACAGCCGAUGCCCCGCUCCGACUUCGUCAUCAAGUGCAUCAAGGAGAGCGAGCACGCAGGGUUCGACCAGGUGGCAAAGAUGUACAGGACACUCUCGGACAUCAACCCUGGUGCCGCUGGCACUGCCUUCGAGCUCUUGGUCCACCUGUUCUGGCGGGAGGCUGCCAAACGGAAUGACACGGUCACCCUCACACUUUGCAAGCAAGGCACCAAAGACCAGCGUGUGUCCGUGGAUUGCACCCAUUUCAAGGCAAAGCCUGGCAGCAUCGAAGACUAUGAUGCGGAGGGCAAAGUGUUCGGCGAUGAUCUUGUGGGUUACUUCACCCCGGUCAACCCACGAUAUCCUGUGCUCGACAGCAUUCUCAGGUACAAGUCUGCCGACACGACCGAGGUCGAGGUGCUGGCCAUCCAGAUCAGCAUUGCCGCGCAUCACCCGCAUGGCAAGCUCGAACCCUGGCCGAAGUUGCUGACUGCUAAGGUAGCUGCCAAGCCGCGAUUGGCCUUGUGGGACUUUCCCCCGGCAGGCAAAUCUUGCAAGUGGGAUUCCGACCAUUCUGACGAUUGGGAGCUGCUGCAUGUUAGCUGCCCAGCCUUUGACGAGUGCAUGCAACCCCGCUUGUUUGAGCAAGGGACCUUUGUUUACUGUUUGCUUUCUUGCUCAUGUCACGCGUGGGCUGGCAGGUCGUUCCACGGUGCUUGGACCUCGCUGCAGGCAUUCUUUGUUGCAGCAGUCGUGUGA
This is a messenger RNA of Symbiodinium necroappetens, 1773 nucleotides long. Lineage: Eukaryota; Dinophyceae; Suessiales; Symbiodiniaceae. The record is from the annotation of a GenBank genome assembly.